Messenger RNA from Chrysochloris asiatica (Cape golden mole), 889 nucleotides. It is a transcript of the gene TM2D2, whose product is annotated as TM2 domain containing 2. The transcript has 4 exons. Lineage: Eukaryota; Metazoa; Chordata; Mammalia; Afrosoricida; Chrysochloridae. Bases 51 to 695 code for a protein of 214 amino acids. The record is from RefSeq and is a predicted model, not a curated record.
GGCCUAGGGUUGUGGUUGAGGUGGGGGUCUAUGCCACUGGGCCUGGGAAGAUGGUGCUGGGUGGUUUCCCGGUGAGUUACUUACUUCUGUGCGGCCAAGCCGCUUUGCUGCUGGGAAAUCUACUUCUACUGCAUUGUGUCUCUCGGAGCCACUCGCAAAAUACUACCUACGAGCCUGAGUUCACAUCCUCUGGCGCCGCUCACCCGGAGGGCUCCGCGGGCGCCCCGAGCUGGGAAUAUGGCGAUCCCCACUCUCCAGUCAUCCUUUGCUCUUACUUACCUGAUGAAUUUAUAGAAUGUGAAGACCCGGUGGAUCAUGUUGGAAAUGCAACCGCUUCCCAGGAACUCGGCUAUGGUUGUCUCAAGUUCGGUGGUCAGGCCUACGGUGAUGUGGAACACACGUCAGUCCUAUGCCGAGCCCUAGAUGGAAUUGAGUGUGCCAGUCCUCGGACCUUCCUACGAGAGAAUAAGCCUUGUAUAAAGUAUACCGGACACUACUUCAUAACCACUUUACUCUACUCAUUCUUCCUGGGGUGCUUUGGAGUGGAUCGCUUUUGUCUGGGACACACUGGCACAGCAGUAGGAAAGCUGUUGACACUUGGAGGACUUGGGAUUUGGUGGUUCGUUGACCUUAUUUUGCUCAUUACUGGAGGGCUGAUGCCAAGUGAUGGGAGCAACUGGUGCACUGUUUACUAAAACAAGCUGCUAUUAUAGCCCAGGGAGGCAAGUUGAAUGCUCUGUCUUUGAAUCAUCUCUCUAGGCUCAGAACUCUUCCUUGACAUCAGACUUUUACUUUCCCUCUUUGGAGGGAAAUGGUUUCAUUGGGAAGAUUUCUUUGGACUUUUGAUUUUCAACCCAAAUUUUACUUGUGGACUAGAAAUGACGUGCAA